AUGACAUCAGCCGGCCGGCCGGCCCAACCGCCCGCCGGCUCCGGCUCCCUUGGAACCCGCGGCGCUCAGCACUUCCAGGCAGCCGGCCGGUGCAGCCGCAGCCCCGCGGCGCCUCCCGCCGAGAUACCGUCUCCCCUGGAACGCAGCGAUCCCGCAGGCCCCGGCAGGAACGACGCGGGAGACGUGCCAGGAGCGCGGCCAGGUCCCCAGCUGCUCUUCCAGCCUACCAUUCACUCACCCCCGUCUUCUGUCCCAAGGGGAGGGGGCCUGGGGAAGCGGGGUCUCCAUUGUUUUGCCAGCUGUCUAGCAGCUGCUCCUUUGAGAGGAGCCCGCUGUCGGCCUGGCAGUGAAAGGGUGAAGGCCGCUGGGAGGGAUAAAGGGUUCGGUGGAGGUGCUCGCCUUCCCCGCUGCCUUCCUCGGAGCCUCGCUCGGUCGGUCGGUCGGUCGGUCGGCCUGGGGGGGAGGGGGGGCCGGGGCCUGGCCCCGAGAAGCCCCCUAUCCCGGAGGCUGCAGCCUCCACCCCGCAGCCCGGGGCCACCUGGGCUCCCCUCAGCCCUCAAUCCCCCUAAACCGAGGGCCACCCUGCCCUGCCUCCGCGCGCUCCCGAGCUGGCACAAGGGGCCGGAGCUCCCCUCCCCGCCCCUCCUUGUCGGCCCCCAUUCCCGGGCGCCCAGCUCCGCGGCGCGGCCGGGGACCGGAGCCGGGAGUCCGGGCCGCCGCUUCCAGGGGACAGUGGGGGAGGAGGAGCCGGCGGGCCCCGCCGCCCGCCCGCCUUCCCGGCCCGAGCCCGCCCCGCCGCCCCACCCGGCCCGGGCAGCCCCCGAGCGGCCGCCCCCGCCGCCCCGCGCUCACCGGCCGCCGGAGCCCGCCCGGCAGGCAGCAGAAGCGGAGACGCGGCAUCCAGCGGCCCCGGCCCGGUCCGGGCUGGAGCGCAGCGCGGCGCAGCGCAGCGCCGCCCCCCGCGGCCGCGCGAGCAGAGCCGAAAGGGAGCUCCCUGCUGGCGGCUCCCGGGAUAAACGCCCGGCCUUCCUGGCAGCGCCUGGGCGCGCCUCCAGAACGGGCCAUGCGGGCACUGGGCGCUGCUCUGGGAGCCUUCUGCCCGCGUCCGAGAGGCCUGGAGCUCCCGUCUGCGCUGGGCGCCGGAGGCCGCUGGGCAUGCCCAGGGCAGGCACCGUGCCCGCAUGUAUAGAGCAGGUUCCUUCCAAGGCCUGCACUGGACUCCGCGCGCUGGCUGUGUCCGAGAGGGUGCUGCCCAGGGCAGUGCUGUGCGGAGGACGCAUUCGAGUCUUGCUGGUCACAUCUUCCCAGGGUGGCUCUGCAGGGGCAGACAUAGGGCGCUGCUCGAUGGUGCCAGAUGGCUUAGGCCGAAGCAGACACUGCCCGCAUGUCCAGGGUGGCACUCGCAGAAUGUAAUCCCCAGGGUGGUAGCUUGGUCUGAGAGAGCCCUGCCUCAAGUGCAGCUGCCUGAGGGGUGUACCGGGGCCCAGGAGACGCAGCCCUCAGCGGUGAUCACUCAGUCCCCAAAGGAGUCCAACGAUGCUAAUAAGAUUAACACCUUUCAGAAGCUUCUUGGUUUAUAGGUCCCGUCAUGUCCUCAUCCAGUGAGAUGUUUACCCAGGAAAGGAUUAGAGGUGUCCUGGGAGAGGCCAGAGGUGUUUAGAGACCAGUCUUCCAAGGAAACACAUCUAGAAAAGAUGUUGCUACAACCAGUGUCAUGGUGAUGAUUGUUUACAUACAACAUCAAAGGCAUGAUUCAUGAAAGAAAAAAUUGAUAAGCUGAACUUCUUAAAAAUUAAAAACAUCUGUUCUGCAAAAGACAAUACUAAGAGAUCACAAGCCACAGACUGGGAGAGAAAAUUUGCAAAAGACACAUCUGAUAAAGGACGGUUGUCAGAAAUACAUGAAGAACUUUUAAAUCUCAACAAUAAGAAAGCAAACAGUCCUAUUUAAAAAUGGUC
This is a messenger RNA of Acinonyx jubatus (cheetah), 1958 nucleotides long. Its product is annotated as collagen alpha-1(I) chain-like. The transcript has 3 exons. The coding region runs from base 1 to 1413 and encodes 470 amino acids. The record is from RefSeq and is a predicted model, not a curated record. Lineage: Eukaryota; Metazoa; Chordata; Mammalia; Carnivora; Felidae.